Messenger RNA from Spodoptera litura, 3280 nucleotides. It is a transcript of the gene ABCB7, whose product is annotated as ATP binding cassette subfamily B member 7. Gene Ontology annotation, biological process: intracellular iron ion homeostasis; transmembrane transport. Gene Ontology annotation, molecular function: ATP binding; ATP hydrolysis activity; ABC-type transporter activity. Gene Ontology annotation, cellular component: mitochondrial inner membrane. NCBI's taxonomy places the organism in Eukaryota, Metazoa, Arthropoda, Insecta, Lepidoptera, Noctuidae. The record is from RefSeq and is a predicted model, not a curated record.
CAUAGGAGUUGUCAGUUUGCCACCAUGGCGGCCGCAAUGCUGUCAAACAAGAAUUUGAGCAAAUUAAUUCGACAUCACAUUAAAUUCGCCAAAUCUUUACACAGUAAGACAUUAAAUAUAGUAAACAAGCCACCGUUAUACGUAACAUGUCAACAAUGUGCAGCUGCAAGUCAUUACAGGCAUUAUUCUUCGUCAAGCCCAAGUCCGCCUGGUGGGCCGGAUUCAGCGAAAAAUGUGUUGGCAGCGGUGUUGGCAAACAAACCUAAAACGGGAAAAAUACCUGUUGGUAUCCAAAAAAGAGACUGCUUUCACCCAGGUGCCUCUGUUUUGUCUCGUGAAGAUAUAAACCUGGGGGAUGCAAAGCCGGUCUCGGGAGUCGAUAUGAUCCGCGGGAUGCUGGAAUAUGUCUGGCCUAAGGACAACCUGAUGAUCAGAAGCCGCGUGAUGGUCUCCCUGUCCCUGCUGUUUGGUGCCAAGGUGGUGAACGUGUCAGUUCCGUUCAUGUUCAAGUACGCCAUCGACGAGGUGAAUGCAGCGGCUGUGACGCCGGCCGGGGACGCUCUGCUCGGGGUCGCCACUGUACCGCAGGCGGUCGGUACCACGGCCUUCGCGCUGUUGAUUGGAUAUGGUAUAGCUCGUGCGACAGCCGCGGGUUUCAACGAGUUGAGGAACGCUGUGUUCGCGAAGGUGGCCCAGCACUCCAUCAGGAAGCUGGCCUGCAACGUCUUCAUACAUCUACAUAACUUGGACCUUAGCUUCCAUCUCGGCAGGCAGACUGGAGCUUUAUCUAAAACAAUAGACCGUGGUUCCCGCGCCAUCAACUUCGUUCUAUCGGCGAUGGUGUUCAACAUAGUGCCGACUAUAUUUGAGCUCAUACUCGUCUCCACCAUACUCGGCCUUAAGGGAGGACUGGCUUUUACUGGCCUGGCGUGGGGCUGCGUGGGCGUGUACGCGGCCUUCACGCUGGCCAUCACCCAGUGGCGGACCAAGUUCCGCGUCUACAUGAACAAGGCCGAGAACGAGGCCGGGAACAAGGCCAUCGACUCGCUCAUCAACUAUGAAACUGUUAAGUACUUCAAUAACGAGAAGUAUGAGCUAGAGAAGUACGACGUGAGCCUGAAGAAGUACGAGGAAGCGUCUCUAAAGACUGCGUCCAGUCUCGCAGUCCUCAACUUCGGACAACACGCCAUCUUCAGCGCGGGACUCAGUAUGAUCAUGAUCCUGGCCGCCAAUCAGAUUGCUGAAGGGAACAUGACGGUGGGCGACCUGGUGAUGGUGAACGGGCUCCUGUUCCAGCUGUCGAUCCCGCUGGGCUUCCUGGGCUCCGUCUACCGCGAGGUCCGCCAGGCACUCAUCGACAUGCAGACCAUGUUCACGCUCAUGACCGUGCAGUCGAGGAUCAAGGAAAAAGAGAAGGCCCCGUCUUUAGUAUGCGACGCUAAAACAGCCACGAUAGAGUUCAAAGACGUGAGCUUUAAGUAUAUAAACGGCAAGCCUAUAUUCAACAACUUGACGUUCUCCAUACCUGCCGGAAAGAAGAUCGGAAUUGUAGGCGGAUCUGGUAGCGGUAAGUCGACGAUGGUGCGGUUAUUGUUCCGUUUCUUCGAGCCCCAGUCUGGCACCAUCAAGGUGGCCGGACAGAACAUUAAGGACCUCGACCUCGCCAGCUUAAGGAAAGCUAUUGCAGUUGUACCACAGGACUGCGUUCUGUUCCACGACACAAUAUUCCACAACCUGCACUACGGGGACCUCACCAAGUCGAAGGAACAAGUCUACCAGGCUAGCAAGAUGGCAGAACUACACGAGUCUGUGAAGACAUGGCCUAAGGGUUACGACACACAAGUAGGCGAGCGUGGCCUGAAGUUAUCUGGCGGAGAGAAGCAGAGAGUGGCCAUCGCUCGCGCCAUACUCAAGGACUCGCCCAUCAUCAUCUUCGACGAAGCGACCUCCAGUCUGGACUCACUCACUGAACACGCCAUCCUACAAGCUUUGAAGGCAGCGACAGUGGGUCGGACGUCAAUCUGUAUAGCGCACAGACUGUCGACGGUGGCGGACGCGGACGAGAUCCUCGUCAUGGAGAAUGGAAGUAUCACGGAGAGGGGAACUCACUCGCAGUUGGUGGCCAACCCGACCAGUCUGUACUCGCGGCUGUGGCAGCGCCAGAAGGAGUCCCCGCGCGAGGCCCCGGCCGCCCCCCCCGGCCCCCCCGCGCAACCCCCGCGGGGACCAGUCCCCGCCGCCGCCCCCACCACCGCGGCUAGUGCGGCCGCCUCCACGGUACCCGGCGUACCCAAGUGAAACACCCUAGACCAAUCCCUAGACAAUUUUUAUUGAAGACCUUUACCUUUGUGAUUAUAACUUGAACGUGAUGAUCACGCUGUUAGAUAGCUCGAUCGCUGACUAUAAAAACGUCUCUCAAUUACCUGUGAAGUGCUGGCUUGUUUCCUUUAAAUAAAUGCCAUAAAUCUAAGUCUAAAUAAAAGAAGUGGGUCGGAAAUAAAAUUGAAUUUCUCUUAUUGAUGACGAUUGGGUUCAGUGCUAUGUUUAUACCAAAUUUAUUUUAAGCGCGCCGUCUGAAAGACACUAUGGUUUUCUAAAAGUUAAACUAAAUAGAUAUAAUUGCAUAAUAUGGAGAAAUUUUAUUAUUUUUGCUUGUAAAAACAUAGUUUUUGUUUAGCAAAUGUUUAAUGUUUAGCCGAACUCUAACGGACUUUCGAAUUAUAGUUUUGUGACCAUCUUAUUGUGGCUUACGACACACUGCUUCGAUGUACGAGGUUCUUGUGAUGUUAUUUAUUGUGUAUAUCCAAUGACCGUGUGUUCUAAGACCACAUGUUCAUAAAUUUCGAACGCGACUGUCGCAGCUUCGUCCAAAAGUGGCCCUAAAAUUAUUAGCCUAUAUCACAGGCAGGGUUAAAACCAUGUUUAUUAAUCUCGAUUAAAAAUUGAAUACAUUCUCCAUGGUUUUAACUCAUAUUAUUUUUUUAUUUGUAUUUUUGUCAAAUAAUAUGUAAUAGUUAAUAAUAACAUUUAAUUUCCUCUUAAAUAAGGAGUUAAAAGUAAAAUGCAUCUAAAUGGUUAUUGAUGUCGAAACUUGUUUUAUAUUUAUUAUUUUAUUGUAUGAGGCCAUUUUUGUGACGUCACGUCUCAAUCCCAGACCUAGCAAACUGACACGAGACAAAAAUAAAUAAAUAUUGAGAAUUGUGAAGUGUUUAUGUAUAUAAAAAAGUUGAUACGAUGUACAGUAAGUGACUUGUUGAUUAAGUAUAUUAUUUUGGUUACA